Messenger RNA from Podarcis lilfordi (Lilford's wall lizard), 36833 nucleotides. Lineage: Eukaryota; Metazoa; Chordata; Lepidosauria; Squamata; Lacertidae. The record is from the annotation of a GenBank genome assembly.
AUGUCUGUCAAAACCAGCAAAGUGAGCCGCAGAGGCUACAGCUCAACUUCUGUUAUCGGCGGUGGUGGUGGAGGAGGAGGAAGUAGAAUUGGCUAUUCUUCAUCAUGCCAGGGAUAUGGUGGAGGCAUAAGAGGCCAAUAUGGCAGCAGGAGCCUCCAUAACUAUGGCAGUAGAGGAACAAGAAUUUCCUAUGGACGAGGCUAUGGCUAUGGCGGUGGAAUGGGUGGCGGCUAUGGUGGUGGGAUCUGUGGUGGAGGAAUGGGCGGUGGGAUCUGUGGUGGAGGAAUAGGCGGUGGUUAUGGUGGCGGAGGAAUGGGCGGCGGCUAUGGUGGUGGAGGAAUGGGUGGUGGUUAUGGUGGUGGAGGAAUGGGCGGUGGUUAUGGUGGCGGAGGAAUGGGCGGUGGUCCUUUCGGUGGUGGUUAUGGUGGCGGAGGAAUGGGCGGUGGUCCUUUCGGUGGGGGAAUUGGCCCUGGUGUUAGUGGUGGAGGCAUUGGCAGUGUCCAAAUAGACCCAAGCCUUCUGAGACCAGUUCGUGUAGAUAUUGACCCCCAGAUCCAGCAAGUGAAAAAUCAGGAGAAAGAGCAAAUCAAGAGUCUCAACAAUCAAUUUGCUAGCUUCAUUGACAAGGUAAGAUGCCAGAAAAGGAAGUGAUGCAGUUUGACUGAUUUCACAUAAUGCGUGUUGUCUGGGAAAAUGCAGUUAAUUUUUGCUAUGAACAGUUGAGUAACGUCUGAAAAUAUGAAAGCUUGAAUUUUGAGGUUUACAUUAUGGAUUAGAUGGGAUUUAAUUGCCACGGAAUAUUUUACUUAAACCUGAAAUUAUGAGUUCUUUGCUUUAUUCAUUUAUACCAGCAUUUAUAUCCUACCCUUCUACAUGCAUAUGUAUCACUCAGGGCAGUGAUAUUUAUAUAUCACAAUAUCUGUAACAGCCUCCUGGUUAACUGUUUACAAGCCAUUAAUGUCACUUAAGGCCAUUUGCAAUGGCAGAUGAUCAGGGUGUUGAAUAUGUUUGUGGCAUGAAACAGAGGGAAGAACAUUUGCUCUGUUCCUCCCACCCACCCAAUAUUAAGAAAAUUAAGCAGAAGCAGAUGUCUGGAGUCUUUGCAUUAACCAGCAGAUUCACCAAGAGACUCCAGGAUAGCAAUAGUAUGUUGCUACUUUUUUAUUGGUGUUGGCUAAGACACAAGUGAGAUUUAUUGGGAGAAAUGUGUGUGUUACAGGUACAUGGAUGUAUAUAGUUUCACAAGACAUACGAAAUGGAAAAAGUUUAACUAAGUGUUAAGGAGUUGUUCAAAGCCCAAGGAAGUGUGCAGAAUUGGCCCAAUGGGAUGCAUUGAGGCUUGACACACAGGACAACAUGCCAUUUAAAAUUGACGUUGCCUGAAACUUGGCUUCAAGCAAAAUUCAAAGGGAUUUCGGGAACCUCCUCUGCUGAAACAUUGGAUUGUAUCCAGUGAUAUUCCUGCUCAGAGUAGAUCCAUUUAAGUCAAUGGAUAUGACUAACUUAGGUCCAUUAAAUUCAAUGGAUCUAUUCUGAGUAGGACUAGCACUGGAUAUAACCCAAAGCAAGGAUUCUAAGGAAGCAAAAAAUCUUUUGGUAUGACUAGCAAAACUUCUCAGCUGUGAGUUGCAUGGCUGUUAAAAAGUAGCUUUUUUCUUAUUUGUCAGGGGAACCUGGUGCCCUUCUGAAGAUGUUAGACUUCAUCUCCUAUCAGCCCCAGCUAGCAUGGCUAGUGCGAGGGAUGGUGGGAGUUGCAGUCCAUCAACUUCAGUCCUAAUAUAUGUCAUAUGAAGCUGCUGCUGACUCAGACCACUGGUCUAUCUGGCCUAGUGUUGUCUAUUUUGAUUGGCAGAGACUCUCCAGGGUCUCAAGUAGGGGUCUCCCCAGUCCUCCUACCUGAUAGACAUUAAUUACAGAUGGCAACCUUUGACUGUCUUACACGCAAUGUCAUUUCCCCAGCAUUGAUCAGGGGUGAGUUUCCCCACUGCUUCUGGAUUGAAUGAAGAGGGUAGUAUACUACAUCUUCACUAUGACUCAGGAAUGACCCUUCACAUGACCCUACACAAGGCAACACUGCCUGUAACUCUUCUAUCCCUUUGGUGCAGCUACCCACCUACCUAGUCAUCCUGGGGCUGAUAGCCAGGGCUAUGGUGGCCUGUUAUUUGUAUAGUCAGAAUAGGAUUUAUCUGGGGUGGGCUUAAGAUCCACCUUUGUGCACAUCUUUUCCAUCACUGUCAUAUCUCUUUUUUGGUGUGAUUCUCUUGUGGCUGAUUUGCUUUCUGGUCAGUUUAAGGGUGGGUAUGGUGGACAUAAGUGUAGAAUAUUUGGUGAGCACCUUGAGGCAUGUGGGGUGAAGGAACAUAGGAAACUGCCUUGCAUUGAGUCAGAGCAUUGAUCCAUCAUAUUCAGUAUUGUCCACAUUGACUGGUUGAGACUCUCUAGGUAUUCAGACAGGAGUCUCACCUAGUCUUACCUGGAGAUGACAGGGAUCUUUUGCAUGCAAAGCAGAUGCUCUAUACUGAACUAUUACUUCUUGAAAGUUUGAGAUGAUGUGGGAGGACGCAGAACUCAGUCUAGGUGGUCCUCUUACUGGUGAAUGCAGACCAGAGAGCAAGUAUGGACUCCUCAGGCUGCCUUUAGGACAUUGUGGCUGUGGUAAGAGUUGAUCCACUCUGGUGGGUUGGUACCUCAAGUCAGGGUGGUGUUGCCCAGAUAGAAGCAACUGUAGUUUACAGUGCCAACACUGGUUUAUUAUUGCACAGCUACAUUUUACGGUCACCAUAAAAAUGACCUUUCAUCCCAGUUUCUUAUGUUGUGUCAUCACUUGGGGAGCAGGCACUGAUCUGUGGCCCUGCUAUGAGAACCACAAAGCAUAGUUCUAAGGAAAUGGUAAGGUUCCACUGGCCCCCAGAAACUGAAAAUUGUGAGUGUUUCCAAUUCUUCAAUUAUUAAUUCAGAGUAACAACAAACAGGGGGAGCAGAGUGUAAUUUGGGGCUUAGCCAGGUUGCCUUCAUGUGGAUCCAGUAACCUGUGAAAGAAUGGACUUUGCUGUUUGCACCCAUCUCCAAUGUGCUAUGAUGCCGAAUCUCUUCAAUGUCUUAUACAUCUUCCAUUUCUUGGGUUUCAGGUCCGGUUCCUAGAGCAACAAAACAAGGUUCUGCAAACCAAAUGGCAGAUCUUACAGCAGCAAACCCAGGGCCGAGGCCCACAGCAGAACCUGGAUAGUGAGUUCCAGCAAUUCAUCAACGGCCUGAGAAGCCAAAUUGAACGAAUCCGUAUGCAGAAGUCACAGCUGGCAUCAGAACUUCAGAACAUGCAGCACCUUGUAGAAGACUACAAGAACAAGUAAGGAACAACCAAAAAUGAAAGGUGCUUCGUCACCACUAUUUGUGCUUCAGGGGGAGAUCCGCCAUUAAUCAUUAAGUGACUUUGGUUCAGAAUAAUGAAAUUGUCCUCAGCUCCAGGGCAUUCCAAAGGAGUGCAGGUUGCACUCUGCACUACAACCUUCUGCAGUACAACAGAAGGUUGGAAACAGUAAUCUGAGUAGCUGUGUGUGUGUGUGUGUGUGUGUGUGUGUGUGUUUCUCUGGGGGAUUUGCAAUGUUCAGCUUGUGUGGUUUAUUUUAAUACCUUGGCAUCUUAUACACUUGCAGUUGUCUAUCUCAGUGAGCUCAUUGUGACCUCUUUUUUUCUGCUUUAAACAGGUAUGAAGAAGAGAUCAGCAGGCGCACAUCUGCUGAGAAUGAAUUUGUGGUGCUGAAAAAGGUGAGAAGUGGCGCUUGGCAGCAUACUGUAAAUAGAGAAGGCAUCGUGGUGGGAUAGAAUUGAAUCAGGCAUCAGAAUGUUUUCAAGCCAUUGCAUAGAAAUGUUGUUUUCUCCCAUAUGUCAGGGGGAAGUCAAGGCUGCAAGUACAGCGGAACCUCGGGUUGCGAACGUGAUCCGUAUGGGAGGCACAUUCACAACCCGCAGCAUUCUCAACCCGCAGUGCUGCAUCUGCGCACGUGCGUGAUGUAAUCUGGCGUUUCUGCACAUGCACAAAUCAUGAUUUAGUGCUUCUGCACAUGUGCAAGCGCUGAAACCCAGAAGUAACCCGUUCCGGUACUUGCGGGUUUCGGUGCGCCCGUAACCUGAAAAUGCGUAACCCGAAGCGUCUGUAACCAGAGGUACCACUGUAUAGGCCUUCUCCCUGACAUAUUAGCACAAUUUGGCAAAUGUGCUUCCCCCUUCCCCAUUUUAUCCUCACAGUAUCCCUGUGAGGUAGGUUAGACUGAGAAUCUGUGACUGGUCCAAGGUCACCCAGCAAGCUUCAUGGUUGAGUGUGGAUCGGAAACCUUUUCUCCCAGGUCCUGAUCUGACACUUUAACUACUGCACCACCUCUGGCCUGCAAACAUGUUUAAUGGCCUUUUGGAGAACAGCUGAACCCCACAAGACACCUAUCACUCAUCUUUAGCUCUCACUGGAGAGCUCAUAGUAGCAAAUUAUACUGGAUCUAUAGCAGUUCAAAAGGGCAAUCAUAGAAAUUGCAGGGGCACACUGCAAAACAUGGCAGCGUAGAUUAAACUGCUGCUUCCUAUGCAUCCAGGGUAAUUUGUUUAAAAAUCCAUUGUUUUAUUAAUAAAUUGAGAGGAACUGUUGGAUUAAGCCUGCUUGGCAGCCCCACCCUCUGACCCAGAAGCCCUUUCCCCCUACAGCCAGAUGUGUGGGGAAUUCCUGGGGUUUCUUGGUGAAGAGGGAAAGAAAUCUGUGCAUGCUAGGAACAUCCUGCCUUUAAUUAUGUCUUCAUAUGGGAAGCAGAGUCCCUGUUGAGUCAUCACAGCUAAACAUCCCAACAGGAAUGGAGAAUAAAAUGUUAUCUAUGUGGACAUGCCUAAACUCUUGUAUGUGGUGCCUCAGUCGGUGAUGACACUCUGUGAAGCUUUAAAGUUUGUAUUCCCCAUAAUCUAUCUUCUAGGAUGUGGAUUGUGCCUACAUGACCAAGACUGACUUGGAAGCCAAAGUGGGUGCUCUAGCUGAGCAGAUCCAAUUCCUUAGACGUAUCUUCCAACAGGUAAGGAAUCUAUCCAUUCCAUCUGCUCGAUAAGAAUACUCUCUCUUCUACCAUCACCCAUUGAACCCACAUUCAAAGGAACUGAAUUCCCCCGCCUUAAAAUAAAUGAAGGCAUACAUGGGAAUGUUACUUACCACUCCACAUAGUUUUGAGGGAGGGCUGCAAGGAACCAGAGGAAAGUAUGUGAUAGUCACAGAGGACUAAAGGACUAAGAUGGAUAGCCCCUGAAGCCUCACUCCAUCCUGGUGAUUCUGUACUUCCCUUGACUGUGCUGAACUUCCCCCCAGCCACCACAAUUAAACUGGGAUGGAGAUAUCUGUGUUCACCUUAGAUUGGAUUGCUCUAUGCCCUGCACCUGAAACAAAAAGCUUAAUCAGUGUAACAGCAUGGCAAGUUUUCCUCUUUUCCUCUCUGAGAUCUAGAAACUUCCAUUCUUUUUUUAAAAAGUGAAAGCUAUGAAAAAGCACGAAAGCAAUUACAACUCAGACACAUCAAAAUCAUGCUUGUGGAGACAUAAUUUAUAUUAAUUAGUUCAAACAUAAUUGAUAUUAAUUAGUUAUUUUUUUUCAUGAGUGGUGCAUCAGGGGAGAAAUGGCAGAAAUGAGGCAGACUUACUGAUUGAUGGCUUUUUGGUCCUUUAACAGGAACUGUCUCAGGUCCAGAUGGGUGGUCAUGACACCUCUGUGGUGGUGAGUAUGGAUAACAGCAGCCACUUCAACUUGGAAGGCAUCAUUGAUGAAGUACGAAAUCAAUAUGAAGAGAUUGCCCGGAGCAGCCGAGCUGAGGCUGAAAGUUGGUACCAUAGCCAGGUAAGGAAUCAAGCAAAGACGAAACCUGACAUGCUUUGUGGUUUCCUGGGUUUUCUUUCUAUUGCAAGGGACCUGAGGGCAGAUCACUUUCUCCAUGGGACCCCUGUGAAGGAAGGAAAGUCACUGCAAAUCUCGAACCGAGAAUUCUUAGCUCCUUAGCCAAACUAGAAUAUUAUUUGGAGGUGGGGGAAGCCAUGACAUUUAAAAUGGCAGCCACAAUUCCUAGUCCUUUGGUGAAGCCAUGAUAGUCAAACUGGUGUAAUGAUAUCAACAUAGGUUUGUAGCAUAGUGAGAAGUUCUCUGUAGUUUGCUGCUUCCAUCAUGAACCAGGGAUGGAUUUAGGGCUGUGUGAGCAGUGUGCCUGCGCUGAGUGCUGAGACAAAGGGGUACUGGGCUUUAGGAAGGAGUCACGAGGCUCUGACAGGGUCAUAGAGUUCAUCUAGUUAGCACCUUCAUGAUUUUGGGAAGGAGGUACGAGGACCCUGGGAUCCUGCCAGAGCCCUCACACUUCCUUCCCAAAGCAGGGCACCUCCUUGCCUACCUUUGGAAAGGCACUGCAAGGAAUGAAGGGGGCACCAAAUUCUGGCCUCGCACAGGGCACCAUAGUACCCAAAUCUGCCUCUGCACGAUCCUCCCUGUGCUUGGGGCUAAUGUGCUGUGGUAGAGGGACCUUUGGAUGGGCACCUUCUCACCUGCCUUUGGAAAGGAACUGCAAAGACUGAAGGGGGCACCAAAUAUUGGCCUCGCACAGGGCACCAUAGUACCCAGAUCUGCCCCUGCAUGACCCCUGUGCUUGAAGCUAAUGUGUUGUGGCAGAGGGACCUUUGGAUGGUAUCCAUGAUUAGAACAUUGCUGGAGGAACUUUUGCUUUGUUUCUUAAACACAACACUGUUUCUGCCCAACAGUAUGAAGCUCUGCAAAACACAGCUGGAAGACAUGGGGACAGCCUGACUAACACCAGACAUGAGAUUCAAGAGCUGACUAGGAACAUUCAGAGACUGCGUGGGGAGAUUGACCGUGUCAAGAAGCAGGUAUGGCACUUAGACAUUCCAUUUGGGCAAAGGCUGAAAAGUGUCUUCUUUUUCAGGAGGUCCACAUCACACCACAUGGGUGUAAAGUUCAUCUUAGCUAUCAGAUGGGCUUUAGCUCAGUGAUAGCUUGUGGAAGCUCCUAGUCCAAUCCUUGAUAAUUCCAGGUCUAAGUAUUACAUUGUUGUCUUAGACCUUGGAAGAGACCAAAUUGAUGGUACUCUGACUCAGCAACUUCAUACAUUUAUCUCUGGAAGAUGCCUGAUGCCCAUUAUUCUCUUUUGGAAUUGUCCCUCCAAUCUCUCAACACUCUGCAAUCUAUUAAGGAUGGCGGUGGCUUUGUUCAACUGUUGCAUCAGAUCAGGCAAGCACACAACGCAAAUUGCAUUGCCUGUAUGUAAAUUCAGGCGUGACAGUGAUUGAAGUUACAUUUCCCUGAGAAGCCUGGGUGGUUCAAGGGACAUCAUGUUGCAAUUUGAACAUGGGAGGCUUUUAGGGUGGAAACGUUUUGGCUUUAAACCAAGUCUUAUCUGUAAAUACUGGGGAGCUGCAGUCAGUCAAUUUGGACCAGCCUGGCACCCUUGAGAUAUUCUGGACUACAAUUCCCAUAAACCCCAGCCAGCAUAGCUAAUGGUUGUGGAUAAUGAGAACUGUAGUCUAAACCAUGUUAGGGAAGGCUUGCUUAAACAAUACUGACCUAGAUGAUCAAAUGAUCUGAGUUUGUAUAAGGGAGUUUCCUAUGUUUCUCAGCUUUUAACAUCUGAGCGAGAAGGGAUGCUGACUCAUCACUUAGUGGAUUGUGCAGGCAGCAGUAGUCGUUCUGUUCUGAGUCUUGUCUCUUGCCUAAAAGGAAUCUGGCAGAAACUCUGCUCCACUGCACCCAUACACAUGCCUUGGAGAGGAAGAGUUCCUUUCUGGGGAGGACCUUGGCUUACAACUGUUGCUCAGCAAUGGACUCAUGAUACUCUAAUUCAAGAUGCAUGGAUGUUGGCAAUGAGGGAUCAGCACAUUCAUCUUGGCCCUCUCCAAGCUGCUGCCUUAAUGUGCAGUAUAAUGUCAGAAGUGUUGCUCCAUAUUCUACAGAGAGUUCUCAGUCUCUCACACAUCAACUGUUGCUAGAAGCUGCCACUCUUCUGUGGAAAUGUGCUAAGGUGCCAAGUAUCAGCUGAGAUACCUUAGUACAGGAAGACUGGAAAAACCACCUGGAGGUAGACUUACCAAAAAACCCCAAAUAUUGCUUAAUUUUCUCCAUUAAAUAAUGACAUCUAACAUACCAAUAAGUAGAAAAGACAUGUGUUGGGAGAGCUGAACUUGAUCCCAGGCUUACCUGGACUCAGCCUCUGAACCUCUUUGGAACAUCAGGAUUCAGACUUGAAAGAGAUGGCUCAGUUCAGGCAAAGUGUUGGUCCCCACCACUGCUGAGCACUCACAAGAAGUCUCUCCUUCAGAUGUCAUUAGACUCCAACUCUCAUCAGUUUCAUUCAGCAUGGCCAAUGGCCAGUCCAGCAACAUCUGGUGGGCAACAGGUUGGGAAAGGAUGCUCAUGGUAUCUUGAAUACAUCUUUCAGGGCAACCACGAAGGCUCCUAUGCAGUUUUGAGCCUCAGCAUCUUUCUUUUUCUAAGAUCAUGAACAUGGCCAUAUCCCUUAGCACUAUGGGUCCAGGCUGGCCUAUAAAUCCCAUUCUUUGACCUGGAAACAAUUAUCCCUGAUGGGUGCUCAGAUCAGGGAUCGAUCAGUCUGUUCCCAGCCUUUGUUCCUAAAUUCAGGGUUUCAGGUGAUAGACAGGGAUAAUGAGACAGAUAUUCAGAGAUUGGACUCAACAACUGUCAGAAAAACAUGGGCUUCUGAUGCAAUCCCUGCCUGGGAGGCUUGUUAAAUAGCUGAGUAGGUAAACAAAGCAACAAGGAAGUCUGGGAUUCCAAAAAGUCCAUCCCAAGGUCUCAGUCGUAGUGGAAAUAGAAAAGUUUUUAUCUUUCUCUUCUUCUUGUCUUGCAGUGUGCUCAGCUGCAGUCAGCCAUUGCUGAAGCUGAGGAGCGCGGCGAGUUGGCUCUCCGGGAUGCUAGGCAGAAACUGGAAGAAUUGGAAUGUGCCCUGACAAAGGACAAGGAAGAGUUGGCUCGCCUAUUGAAAGAGUACCAAGAGCUGCUGAACGUCAAGCUUGCUCUGGACAUUGAGAUUGCCAUGUACAGGAAAUUGCUGGAAGGAGAAGAGAGCAGGUGGGUGACCACUGCAACCUUCCACAGAGGGAAUUUUUUUUUCUUUGUAGAUUAACUGGACCAAGGGUCUGCAAGCAGCAUCUGCCUUGAUUUCAAAUAUUGCUGGGUUCAGGGAGGAUUCUGCAAAUAUUUGAACAUUCAUAGAAUGCUUAGUGGCAUAUUGGACAUCCAAAUUAUGGGGAGCAAAUUUGUUAUGGCUCCAGAAGGAAUGUCCUUGGUGGUUUUAUUGUUUGUUUUGUUUUGUUAUUUUGUUAUGCCUCCUUGGUGUAUUGUGUGCUUUUCUUUACUUAUUUUGAUGACGUUGUGUAGCACUCUGCCUUCUCUGCUUGUUUCUCAUUGGUCCGGAUUAUAUGGAUUGAUUUGCAGGAGGGAAUUUGGGGGGCAGGAGUUAGAGGAUGGAAGGUCUAGCCUUGUAAAAUGGGCAUAGGACUACAUGGCUUUUUGGGUCACUUGUAAGUUGGGCCCAGUAAUUCUAUGACUCACAGAUGCUAGACAGGACUACUACUAUCUGCAGAAACCACUCUGCCUAUUAAGUCAGGCUUCCUCAAACUUGGCCCUCCAGAUGUUUUUGGCCUACAACUCCCAUGAUCCUUCGCUAGCAGGACCAGAGGUCAGGGAUGAUGGGAAUUGUAAUCUCAAAACAUCCAGAGGGCUGAGGUUGAGGAAGCCUGGAUUAAGUGAUCAUACUUGUAGCGAAAAGAAGGUUUUGUUUCAUUUUGUGACCAAUUUUUCUUAUUCCUAAACAGGCUGUGUGGCCAAGGAUCCCAAGUCCAUGUCUGUAAGUAGCUUCCAUGUUCACCUUCACUGUUUCAAACAUGAAUUAUUUUCAACAUGAAAGUGUAUGUACUGAACCUGUGUUUCCUUUGCAGCUGUGAGGAGUUCCCAAUAUGGCGGCGGCAUGGGAGGAAUUGGCGGCGGCGGCAUGGGCGGAAUUGGCGGCGGCAUGGGCGGCGGCAUGGGCGGAAUUGGCGGCGGCAUGGGCGGAAUUGGCGGUGGCGGCAUGAGCGGCGGUGGCAUUAGCGUUGGUAGCAUGGGCGGCGGCAUUAGCGGCGGCAGCAUCGUAGGGGGAGGAAUGGGCGGUGGAAGUUGUGGCUAUGGCGGUGGAAGCGGAGGUUAUGGCGGUGGAAGCGGGGGUUACGGAGGUGGAAUCAUAGGAGGAGGAGGCGGCUCUGGAGGCUCCUGCAUAGGCGGUGGCGGAUACUCUCAAGGUUCCGGUUCUGGCUCUAGCACGAUCAUUAGGAGAACCACCACAAGCAGCUCAUCCAUCAAAGGCGGAAGGCAUUAAAUGUCCCAGCUGGUCCCUAAAAGGAAAGAAACAUCUUCUAGCUUCUUGUGGCAUCAGCGCAACACCUUCAACCCCACCCUGGUAAUACAGAAAAGAACAAACUGUGUCCUUUAAAACACAAUGUUGUAUCUAUUUUGCUCCCCAAGAAAGCACCAUUAAGCUUACCAUCUUCCAUCUUGCUUCUGUCACCUGUUGCUUAGUUGUACAAUGGUGGAAGAUAGCUGGUAGAGAAUGCUAAUGAAAUAUGCUGAUGGUGUUGCAUUUUAGGAUAUCAGUUAGCAGAGAGUAGCUGGAAGGGGGAAGGGGAGGAGUGUGUUUCUUUCAGAGUAUGCUGUACAUUUUUUGGCUUUUUAUGGUGGCUGCCAGUUCAUGGCAUUCUGUAUUGAAGUGGCCUUUCCUUCUCUUUCUUGAGGCUUCUUCCAGUUGGUUGUUCUCUCCAGGUGUUGUUGUAGUUCCUUGCUUCCCAAAAGACAUAAUUUGUCCCCACUGUAUUUGACUAUGUGCUGAUGUUGGACCAGCCAACAUUGAUAAUGCUAAGUCACGAUUGCUCUUAUCUGCCUAGAAAGAGAAAAGAAAAUAGAGCAUUUUCUCCCUUGAAUCAAAGUCAUGAUUUAAUCAAUGAUCAGGCAGCCUGAUCGUGGCUACAGAGCAACAAGGUCCUGUACAACACUGAGUAAACAAUCAUUUACUAUAAUUGUGUCAUUGGAAAAGCUAUCUCAUUAUCAAAAGUACAUUCUUGUGUCAGUUUUGUGAAUUACAUUGCACCUGUCUUUAUUUCCCAUGGUUUGCUUCCCAUGUUGUUGGGAGGUGGCCAUUUUCAAUAAACUGCAGUCAAGUUAUAUGUGGUCUUGAUUCUUAUUAUUUACUUAUUGGUACAUUUAAUUUAAUUUAAGGCUAAAACAACUUUGGAGGGAUCUUGUACACUGCCAGUUUUCAGCUUGUAGAUUGAGGCCACAGCUUGGUGGUCAUGGCCUGAUCUAAAGUGGGUUGCGAAAACAGCACUGCCACAAUAUAGAAAUGUAUGGCAAGAAGUUAAGAAAGGGGUCUCCAAAUGCAGGUUAAAAGGUGGGUUCCUGGCCAGAAAAAGCUGGAGAUUGCUGUCAUAUGGCAUCUCUGAAGCUGAAUUAGCUUUCAAAAAACUCUUGCAAUGAAAUCCUGUGCAUGUUUACAGUGGUGCCCCGCAAGACGAAUGCCUCGCAAGACGGAAAACUCGCUAGACGAAAGAGUUUUCCGUUUUGGAGGUGCCUCGCAAAACGAAUCUGCUAUGGGCUUGCUUCGCAAGACGAAAAUGUCUUGCGAGUUCCUGGUUUUUUUUUUUCCUUUUCCCCCUCUUUUUCUAAGUCGCUAAGCCGCUUAUCUGCUUAUCCGAUAAGCUGAUAAGCUGCUAAAAGCCGCUAAAAGCCGCUAAUAGCGCUAAUAGCGCUAAUCCGCUAAUCCCAUCAAUGGGCUUGCUUCGCAAGACGAAAAAACCGCUAGACGAAGAGACUCCCAGAACGGAUUCUUUUCGUCUUGCGAGGCACCACUGUACUUAGGAAUUAAGGCCCAUUAAGUUUCAUGGGACAAACCUGAACAAGUGUGUAUAGGAUUGCAGCUUCAAGUCAGUUCCUUUCUCCAGCAUUCAGAAAUGCGGGUGAUGUUUGGGUUACACAGGGAUUUAGUCUGGCCAAUUAAUACUUUUGUUUCUUAAAAUUAAGCAAUAUAAUUCAUGAUUUAAGAACACAAUCCAACUAAAAGCUCAGAGUGGCAGAAACAAUACUAUCAAGCGUUGACCCAAGGAUAGGAAUCCAUGUUCCAGCCUGUCAUUGCAGUUUAAACAAGUCUCUGGUUCACAACAUGCUUCAUUACAUUAGUUCACAAGUGUCACAGGUGAGACUAAGAGGUGUUCCUAAUGCUGGUUGUGAAUAUGUCCUGGGGGAGAGCAAUCUAAAUAAAUUAAGCAUUCCUUUUCAAAAUGAAACAAUAGUAGCCACUUAAAGAACUGCUUGCUGCUCACUGGUCCUUAAAUGUUUCCUGACAGGAAGAGGCUGGUUUUGGAAUAGAGCAGGCAUCCCCAACCUUUGGCCCUCCAGAUGUUUUGGACUACAAUUCCCAUCAUCCCUGACCACUGGUCCUGUUAGCUAGGGAUCAUGGGAGUUGUAGGCCAAAACAUCUGGAGGGCUGCAGGUUGGGGAUGCCUGGAAUAGAGUCUUUGGCUUUGCUUUGUGAAAAAAGGGAGAUCUGAAGCCCCUAUGAACACCCUUCUACAUGCCCUCGCCUUUCAAAAUUGACAGCAGGAGGGUGUCACCAUGAGCCAGCAGAAUCUAGUAGAAAGAGAAUCCUGGAAGAAAACCUAGAGUCGUUCCUUGAACUAUGAAGAAUACCAUGUGUGCCAAAUUCCUCCUUUGGAAUAAAUUAUGCAGGCUGCUACAUUUUGCAUAAAUGUUGCAAAGUAUAAUUUAUUCUAAAUUUGCUUUCUGAAGACUCAGAAUUUCUUCUGAGAUUUUUUUUUUUGGUAAAGAAUAGAGUGGCGGGGGGUAGGCAACAACAUGUAGGUGGAGACUCAGAGCCAUGGGAAAGGAGCCAAGAACUAUGGGGGCCUAUGAAGGCUGACCCUCUAAUCACUGGAACCUCUUCCCAGCUUCUGGGAGUCUAUUCACAUAGGUUAGAUGGCAAACAUCUAAUGUGAGCACACAGGGAAAGCCUAUGUCUGGAAACAGCAUCAAAACAGAAGCCAGUCAUGGCAUCUAAAGUGUGCAUUUCCAUUAUAAUGUUAUAUUAUCCAUUAGGAGACAUGAAGUGGAUGAGAACAUAUUGGUCUCUUACAAACAGUGUGAACAGGUCAGUCCAAAUGUUUGUUAACAGGAUGGCAAAUUUAUCAUCAUCACCCCCAGAGUAUCAUGGACACCUUGCCAAAGACAUCCCAGGUAUUUCACCUGCUAAUCAUUUGAUGAGUUCACUGCCAUGGCAACAGCCACAACGGAUCUGUACAUUGUACUGUAAUGGGUGGAGGCUUGCUGAUGUCAUCAUGGAAAGUGUGAAUGAGGAAUAAGUCUGCCUGUCUGCUAGAUAAGAAAGGCAGUUGCAAUACAUCCUCCUGGUUUAAACUGAAACUGGCUAAAAGUGUGUGUGUGUGUGUGUGUGUGUGUGUGUAAGUAACACACACACACUGAGAAAAGGGGGAAUGCAAUUGUUGCAGAUUUUUCUUUUUGUACUACAACCAUUACAACAAUCCUUUUCUUCUUUUAAAGGUAACCACUAAAAGUAAGCAAUUAUGCUUAUAGCAUAAUGAUAAAGCCAUCAUAUAAGCAAUACAAAACAUUAUUAUUAUUAUUAUUAUUAUUAAUUUUUAUUAUAUUUAGAUUUCUUACUCAUGCUUCCUCGGGAUGCUGGUGGUGCUGUGGUCUAAACCACAGAGGCUAGGGCUUGCCGAUCAGAAGGUCGGUGGUUUGAAUCCCAGCGAAGGGGUGAGCUCCCGUUUCUCGGUCCCUGCUCCUGCCAACCUAGCAGUUCGAGAGCACGUCAAAGUGCAAGUACGGUAGAUAAAUAGGUACCGCUCCGGCAGGAAGGUAAACAGCGUUUCCAUGUGCUGCUUUGGUUUGCCAGAAGCGGCUUAGUCAUGCCGAUUACAUGACCCGGAAGCUGUAUGCUGGCUCCCUUGGCCAGUAAAGCAAGAUGAGUGCCGCAACCCCAGAGUCAUCUGCAACUGGACCUAACAGUCAGGGGUCCCUUUACCUUUACUCAUGCUUCACCAUAAGGUCCCAGUACAAAUGUAACAAACAAUUUCUAAAAGCAAUAACAAGCACUUUUACCAGCAUUUAAAAGCAAACCAGAAAAACCUGCUUGGAAGGUGCCCUCUAUUUGCAGGUCUUUUCUGGCCCAGGACUGGUGUAAAGAAAGGAAAGGCGUGGCCUUGAAGUUGUCUGCCAACAUUUAUUCCAAGCAGGCACACAGGUCACUUGGCCACAGUUUUCCCCACUAUGGUGAGAUGUACUUAUUCCUACAGGAGGCAGUGAUGGCUGCCAACUUGGAUUAAUCUAAUCUUUUAAAAGAAUUAGCUUUAUCCUCCCUUAAUUUAUCUAAUUCUUUCAAAAGAUUAGAUUAAUCCACUGACACUUUUGCUCGGCCUCCGCAAUUGGAGGCGGUAAUGGUUCUGAAUACCAGGUGCUAGAAGCCCCAAGAGUGAAAAAUGCUUUUCUGUUCAGGUCCUGCUAACAGGUUUCCCUUGUGGGCAUCUGGUUGGCAACCUUGAGAACCAUCAUUUGGACUAGAUGGGCCAUUGGUCUGAUCCAGCAUGGCUCUUUUUAUGUAUUUGGAUUAGAAUCUUAGAAAUUAUUAAUAAAUGUGCAUCUAUUCGUCUAAAUCAGCACCUGCCAUUUUGAUGCAAAUCUCUGUCCUCUUUUGCCCUCUCUUUGUGAUGAUGCAUAAUUGUCCACACCCUAACAGGUUACACCUCUGCAAUACUGUUUUCUGCAAUAGAUAAAUUCUAGACCCCACCCUAAUGAAUCCAGCCUGUUUAUCCUGUCUCUUACCACACUUCUUCUCCUAUAUAUACACCUACACCCUCAAGUUGCAGUUAAGCCUGCGUGGUUCUCUAAAUUUCUACUGGUUCAUAUGGUUCAGUGUGCCCAGAUCUUUACUGCUCAGACUGGUGAUGCUGACCUCUGUCACUUUCCCAUCUUGCUUACAAACAGUCCUGGUUCAUAGAGUCCCAGGAUGACAGAGAGAGAAGGAAGCAACAUAACACAUAAUAUUCAAUCUUAAUGUCCCAAAGACUCAGCAUUUUUGCCUCCUCCUUGGACUCCAAGUAAAUGAUGUCUCAUCCACACUGCACAUUUAAAUCUUAGUUAAAGCUCAGAUUGAGGGGGUCAUGCUUUUCUAUAUGGUUCAUUCCCAGGCUUCUCCUCUGUUCUAGAAUUUAAACUGGUUCCUUGGUGUAGAAUACCUAAACCAGGCAUGUCCAAAGUCCUUUUUGGGGGCCUAAUCAACAACCUCAAUCCUAAAAGAAGCUCAACAGCUCGAACCCUAAAAAAAGGUCAACAACUUUGGUUGGCCCCCAUGGCCCUUCACUUCAUCAAAUCUGGCCCUCUUUGAAAAACGUUUGGACACCACUGACCUAAACUAUGGGCAUAGGAUACCUAAACUAUGGGUUUUUGUGAUAGGACUCAUCCCUGACCCUAGCAUGAUCCAGUCCCUAGGCCAACUGCACACUUCCAGGCUCCACCUCAACCUACCAGAGACAUUUUGCCACGACCUGCUAGCCUCUCAGGCUCUGCCCUGACCCCCAGGGUCCGUAUCUCUGAAGAUUUGGGCAAUAAUAUCCAGACAACCACUAGAAGCCCUCAGUCUCCCUGUAACCCAAGCCUUAGUUAACAGAACACUUGAAUAUAGCCGAUUCAUUUCAUGCCAAUCUGCCCAGAUGCUUCUCCACCUGACUUAGGUUUGCUUGGUCCACUGAGAUCCUAAGACCCAGAGGGCAGAGGCUAUAACAAGACAGGGAUGGAGAACCUGCAGAUAUGUUGCUGGAAUACAGCUCAUAUCAUCUCUAGCCAUUAGCCAUGCUGGCUAAGGCUGAUGGGAUUUGGAGUCUAAUACCAUCUGAAAGGCCACAGGUCCCCCUUUUCUGAAGUAAGGGAUGCUGCCUGAUAGGUUAUGGAGUGGAGCCUAGUGGAAUGGGGCAGAAGCCUAGCCUAACCUGACAGGAAAGAGAACCUGGUAGAAGAAGGGAACAGAUCCUGGCUGUGUCUGGUGCAUCAGAGGUUGGAGACUGAUGAGCAGAGGGGGCGGGGCGGUGAAAGCUAACAGCAAAGGUCAUGAAAGCCAAGCAGAAAUGACCCUUGUGCUCCCUUCCAACUCCGCAAGUCUAUGAUUCUAUGAAAUUUGUGUGCCCUCUCUGGUUCUGAUCUCUUGCCCAGAUACUUUAGCUUUGAUUCUCUGACAGUUUGCAGCCAUGAUCAUCUCUUUUUCCCAAGGGUGGAGAUGCUUUCCUAGCUUUCGGAAUGAUGCUGCAACCACAGCACAGAGUGCGAAGAGUUUGGCAAUACACCCCCCUCCCCAAUGUUGCCUAAGUACCUGCACAACACUUGCCAAACGAAAGCAAGCACUUCCCAGUUGCCUAGGCACCACAGGCACACACCCUACUCUUUGCACUAUGCUGUAAGGAUGCUGUGCAGCCUACUGAACUACAUGGACGAUUAGUCUGACUCAACAGAAAGCAGCUUCCUAUGUCCCUUAGUCAAGCUCUAAACUCUUACAUGGCCUUUCAAUUUUUCUAGAGCAGAGGUGCACAAACCUUUUUCAAAGAGGGCCAAAUUUGAUGAAGUGAACAUGCGUGAGGGCCGACCAAAGUUGCUGAGCUUUUUUUUUAUAUAUACUGAUUUUUUAAUACUGAUUUAUACUGCCACAGGGGCCAGAUUAAAUCGACCGGCAGGCCCAGAUUAGGCCCCCAAAACAGACUUUGGACAUGCCUGUUCUAGGGUCAGAUGAGCUAUCCAAAGUCCAGAAUGGGGUCAGACUAGAGUUGCAGGACCUUGGAUAGCUGCUGCCGCACCACUGGAGCACGAUUUCUAUUCUCAUCCUGAAGCAAAGUUCUUAACCUGAAGCACUAUUUCUGAGUUAGCGAAGUGUGUAACCUGAAGCGUAUGUAAUCCAAGAUACCACUGUAUAGCUAUUUUUUAAAUUAUUAUUUCCUAAUCAUAUUCUUACAGCAUUCCAAAGAUCCCAGUAGGACCUCAUUUUCCUUAAACUUUUUUAAAAAAUCCACCUCAGUACAUCUUACGCAGAUAUUUAACAUGGUUAAUGAAUGCAAGUGACCCUGCCCUAGAGCAGUGUUUCCCAAACUUGGGUCUCCAGCUGCUUUUGGACUACAAUUCCCAUCAUCCCUGACCACUGGUCUUGCUAGCAAGGGAUGAUGGGAGUUGUAGUCCAGAAACAGCUGGAGACCCAAGUUUGGGAAACCCUGCCCUAGAGACACCAGAAUACUAGUGGCUGGGAACCGCGGAAGGGGAGAAUGCUCUUGUGCUCAGGCCCUGCUUGAGGGUUUCCCCACAGGCAUCUGGGUGGCCUAUGUGAGAAUAGGAUGUUGAACUAGAUGGGCCACUGGCCUGAUCCAGCAGAACUCUUCUUAUGUUCUUGCGGCACUCAGCUGAAUGUUGGUAAGUGGUGCUCCAUGUUAGGAUUCUUGCUCCGUGUUUGCAGUCAUGGGAUUGUUGUCUAUCACAUGACGCUGUAUGUUUUCAUUCCACAGUGUGGGAAGUGACGGAGACAGGAUGUUUUGUGUUACUGUGUUCCGCGAUGUAGGACUAUUGUCCUUUGUUUCUUUCUCUCUUUGCUCUCUGAUGAGAAAGAAGAAGGGGCUAAGGCAGAAUGCUCCGAGUGUAUUAUAUGUAAAUACAGUGGUACCUCGGGUUACAUACGCUUCAGGUUACAUACGCUUCAGGUUACAGACUCUGCUAACCCAGAAAUAGUACCUCGGGUUAAGAACUUUGCUUCAGGAUGAGAACAGAAAUCGUGCUCCGGUGGUAUCAGUUGCUGUGAUGUUCGGGCUGAAGAAAGCUUUUGAAGCUUCCGAACGACAGACCAGGAGGGAGAGAACUUGCCAGUUGGGCAUGUGCCUCUGCCAGGGUCCUACACGAGAGUAAAGGUAAAGGGACCCCUGGCAGUUAAGUCCAGUCACGAACGACUCUGGGGUUGUGGCGCUCAUCUCGCUUUACAAGCCGAGGGAGCCGGUGUUUGUCUGCAGACAGUUUUUCCGGUUCAUGUGGCCAUCAUGACUAAGCCACUUCUGGCGAAACCAGAGCAGUGCAUGGAAACACCGUUUACCUUCCCGCUGGAGUGGUACCUAUUUAUCUACUUACACUCUGACAUGCUUUCGAACUGCUAGGUUGGCAGGAGCUGGGACCGAGCAAUGAGAGCUCACCCCGUUGCAGGGAUUCAAACUGCUGACCUUUUGAUCGGCAAGCCCAAGGCUCAGUGGUUUAGACCACAGUGCUACACAAGAGUAGGACGAUCCUAACAUGGUUAUGGGCCCAGGAAUCGGGACCACAGACCCAGUGCCAGCAGAGGAAGGACCGGGGGCUGUACAGUUGUCUGGGUUCUACACAGACACUCUAAUAAAUAGGAAUGGGGUAAGUGUCCCUCUUCUCACACAUGCAUUCAUUGCCCAGGGAUCCUUAGCAUUUUAAAGGGGUUUGUUUUUUCCUUGGUAAUCAGGUCAUUCCCUCCCCCCCCCAAAAAAAAACCAUAGCAUUUGUAGCUGGAGGCCUGUCUGUGGCAGGAAGUCAAUUUCAAUAUUUAACUUAGAAAUCCACAUGCCUCCCUUUCUGUAUUUACAGAUUGCCUUUCAGAAUUGUCCCUCAAAGUGGAUAAUUAAAUAAUAAUGCAUGCAACGAUGGCAGGGACGUAAUGACACUUGUAAUGUGGAAUUAGCUAUGGUAACUAUGGAUAUAUAACAGAUGGACAAUGGUAAAAGAUGCAAGAAAUUUAAUCUUAAAUAUGGAACCCAUGGAGGGAGGGAAGUAGGUCCGAAGGUUCAAAAUACCUUGUAAUGUGGUCUUAUUUUAAUGUUUGAAAUGGUUAAGUUAAAAUGUAUAAAAUUGUGAAAAAAUCCAUAAUAUUCUUUUUUAAAAAGAUAAAUAAUAAUAACUUCUGAAUGGAAGGGGGACGGGCAAUGUACUUCAGAAAUUGUCAACCACUCCCAUAAAUUACCAAUGAAGGAGGGAUAGAUUUACUUGACUGCAGUAAAUAGUAGCAAGAAACUAAAGGGGGGGGGGAAAUAAAAGCUUUCUGAAUGUUUAUAGCUGACAAUUUAAUACCUAUGUUGGUCAUGACUGACAAGGAUGAUGAAAUAUGGAUUUCAACUAGAGGCAGAUACUGUGUUAAUUAUAUAGGGGUAGGCUUCUGGAGUUAAAAUGUUUGCAAGGUGAACGUCUGAUAAUCUCAAUGAAAGUCAUUUUUUGCAUUUCACCCAGACCCACUAGGUGUGGACAUGUUAUUUAGUGGGCUUCAAGAAAGGAUGGGCUGGUGCCAGACUAACCAAGCCUGUGAAUAGUUCGAAUUUCUUUCAUUUCACUUCUCCAACCAAGCCCAGCUCCUGAAAGCCAUAUAAAGGAAGACUUGGAGAGGAUUUUGGACUGUUCAUCUCUCUCUACGCCGCCACCUUUAUGCCGCAAUGAGUCGACAGCUGAAUGCCAGAGCUCUGAAUGGAGGGAGGGGGUUUAGUGCUGGUUCUGCAAUUGUUUUCGGAGGGGGCAGGGUCAAUGCCUCCUCUCCUAGCCGAAGAAGCGCCGGAGCAGCAAGUGGAAUUGGUGGCAUUUACAGUAGAAGCCUUUACAAUCUGGGGGGUACUAAGCGCAUCUCCCAGAGUGUCGUUCCUGGAGGUGCACAUCGUGGAGGUGGAUUUGGUAGCAAUGCUGGGGUUAGUUUUGGUGGAUUUCCUGGUGGUGGAUGGGCCAAUGGCAACUUUGGCAAUGGAAGGAAUGGCCCUGGGUUUCUUUCCCAUCCUCCGGGGAGCAUCCCAGAAGUCAUCAUUAACCAGAGCCUCCUGGCGCCACUUAACCUGGAAAUUGAUCCUGAGAUCCAGAAAGUACGCAGAGAAGAAAGAGAGCAGAUCAAGAACCUCAAUGACAAAUUUGCUUCCUUUAUAGACAAGGUAGGAUUUUUGAGCUCCUGUGUUAACUAACCGUUUCGUACUGUUGUUACAUAUUACUAAACUGUUACUAAAUUCCUUUGUCAAACAGGAAAUAUUUAGCAGUACUCCAAAUUGAUAUGCCUGUGAUUAUGUUAGUUCAUACAUUUUUGAAAUAUAUAUAAUUUAUCUGCCUCUUCCCCCCUUCGUACAAACACUUUACGAUUCUUAUCUCACUUGUCACCACCCAUGGACACACUGAUGGUUAUAUAGGCAUCUACUUUGGCCAAUUGUUAUCUAAAUCUGGGAAUGGGUCAGCUUUCUUGGAUUCUGCCUGUCUUUUUAUUAUGGCAAAUUAAAAUAAAUGAAAAAUAGACAUUUUAGUAGAAACACUGAACCUUAAUUCAUAGAAUGAGGACAGAUGGAUGAUUUAAUAAGACUGUCCUUUUUCAAAUUUAUUUGGAAAUCUUCUAAUGAAGCUUGAUGAUGUUAAGGAAAUGGGCUCUUUUCAGUUAGCCAGUGUGGUGUAGUGGUUAAGAGCGGUGGAUUCGUACUCUGGUGAACCGGGUUCGCUUCCCCGCUCCUCCACAUGCAGCUGCUGGGUGACCUUGGGCUAGUCACACUUCUCUGAAGUCUCUCAGCCCCACUCACCUCACAGAUUGUUUGUUGUGGGGGAGGAAGGGAAAGUGGAAUGUUAGCUGCUUUGAGACUCCUCUGGGUAGUGAUAAAGCGGGAUAUCAAAUCCAAACUUUUCUUCUUCUUCUUUACAUUUGUAAGAAGAUCUUCUAACAAUGUAUUCUGGGUACAACCCCUGUUUCCAUUUGAGCGAAAACAGCAUGUGGUAAUAUCAUGGCAUGAUGCAUUUGGGUUUAACUUACUUUUUUGGCAAUUUUUAAGACCUGCUGUGACAGAUAGAGAGACAGAGAGAUAGAGAGAUAGAUAUAGAAUAUUGAAAGGCAACUCCAUAAUGUAAAACCACUCCAUAACACAUAUCUUGACAAGUCUUGUGGGAGCCCAACAAACUCUCAGCAUUGUUCUGCCUGGGAGGGGGGGGAACGAGAUGCAAAGCCCAAGGAGGUUAAAUAAACAAAAGGUAGAGCAGCUUCUUGUUGUUCAGGAAGGAUGUCUGAAUCAAAUUCCAUGCUCUAAUAUUUGUAAAUUAAAAUUCAUAGUUUUCCAUCUAAGCCAAAGGAAAUUUACCUGGCUAUUUUAGUGUAGGGGAACAUGGGUUGCAAGCUACAUAGUAAAGCAAUCAGGUGAUUUCUUCAAUGUAGACUGGAUGAGACACACAAUACACCACAAGACUUCCUGUGAUGCUGCUUCCUAUGUGCUAGAGAAGAAAUAAAAUUGAAAAGAAAACUCAAGGAAAUUUUCCUAAUUUGAUUCUCUUCCCCCAAUUUGAAAGCUUUAUGAUUGCUUAUGAUGGCAUGCAUCUCCAUCCAGCAAGUGAUAUCCAUUGCAGAAGUAGACAUUUGUGUGUGCAGCCAGUCAAUGGAUAUUAACAUCUUGUUGCUCAUGCAUACUGCAGUGUUUAUCCAAAUCAUAUUGAACAGAGAGUGAGACCACUUUCAUCCAAGGCCAAUAAUUGUUUCUGCAACUACAGCUGAAUCAGGACCAGGGUGUUUAGAAAACAUCUUGUAUGUACAGGAUUUGGCAAGGAAAAUAAUAAUAGAAUGUUAAGCAUUAUCAUGCAGACUUACCUUUUAUUCAGGCAGUUAUGCAUCCAAUGUCACAGUGUGGAGUGUUCUGUUAAGGGUUCCAGCCAGCGAGCCAGCCAGCCAUGCCCUUUUCCAGGACUCCAUUCCAUUUCCUCUCCCUCCUCUCAGGAAGUUUUCCAUGCCCUCCUUCAAUAGCCAGCAUUUUGUGGUCACUCAGCAUACUGUCCUCAAUGUGCUGCUUUGGAUGUUCCCCUUUCCACGUGGUGUUCUGAUUUUGUGUGUGUGUGCUUUUGCAAAAUUGGGGUUCCCCCAUGAGUGCAGAUACUACCAUCUACAGCAUGGAUGGAAUUGUUUUGACUACAUAAGGGUUACCUUUGCAAUUACAGUGGUACCUCUGGUUACGUACUUAAUUUGUUCCAGAGGUCCGUUCUUAACCUGAAACUGUUCUUAACCUGAAGCACCACUUUAGCUAAUGGGGCCUCCCGCUGCUGCCGUGCCGUCGCUGCACAAUUUCUGUUCUCAUCAUGAAGCAAAGUUCUUAACCCCAGCCAAUAUUUCUGGGUUAGUGGAGUCUAUAACCUGAAGCAUGUGUAACCCGAGGUACCACUGUAAUAUCAGGAAUAGCCAAUAUUGUGACCUCCAGUCAGAUGUUGCUGUACCACAACUCCCACCAUCCCCGACCAUUGACUGUGCUGGAUGGAACUUAUGGGAGUUGUGGUCCAACAACUUCUGAAGGGCAUCACAUUGGCUACCCCUGAUAGAGAGUGCCCUGUCCUUUAGAGUCGAAACCUGAAUUUGAGCAUUUUGGACUUCAAAAUUUGCACUAAAAUAUUCAACAGUUCAGUUUCUUUUCUUUUAUGUCAUGUGACAUUUUAGUACAAUUGCUCUCCAUGCUAUGCCUGGAAGGGCUUAGAGCUGCAGUGCGACUACCCUUGGCCAUUCCUAUAUGCAUGUUGAAGCUGCUCACCAGUGCUCUGUUGGGUACUUGCAAAGACACUCAGCCUCCCUCUCAAUCUGUUUGAUCCUCAGGUUCGAUUCCUCGAGCAGCAGAACAAAGUCCUAGAGACCAAAUGGAACCUCCUGCAGCAGCAACCCAUCUCCCACGCGAAGAGCAACAUAGAUUCCCUCUUUGAGGCCUACACCAACAGCCUGAGGAAACAUCUAGACUCUCUAAAGGGUGAAAGAGGGAGGCUGGGUUCAGAACUGAAGAACAUGCAGGAUCUGGUGGAAGACUUUAAGCGCAGGUAGGUGAGGAAAGGCAAGGCCAACGCUCAGUUCUUCCCACCCGGAGUGCAAUUCCCCAGUGAUGGAGACGUACAUUUUGAAGUUCAGGAGCUCAUCAUGACAACCUUCAUAGCUACGAUCUGAACAGCAGCUCUCAAAUGCAGGCAGCUGUGUUAUCCGUAUCUUCACAGGCACUUCCCCUGCACCAAAGCAGCCGUGUGUAGCAUAACACUAAAUUUAAUUAGGAACAACUGACAAGCCAUAGAUGUUAAAGAACAAAUUCAUCUGGUAAAGCACAUUAGGCUUGAACCAAAGAUCUUCAGCCCACUGAAAUGCAACCUUUAGCUUUUAAUUAGAAAGGCAAACAGUCUUGCAAAAGUACCCAGCUUCUCCUUGACCAUCCCCCUCAUUCUCUGAGUCUCUAAGCUAACCAGUCACAAAUAAACUAGCAAUCCUCAUCGGCACCACAUUCACUUGCCAGUGCAUGGUACUCUUUGCUCCUGUUUUGAGAAAGGUCUCCUAUCAUGGUUUACACAUUUGAUGGGAAGUGCCAUUGUAGAAUAGAAAUUAGUAGAGCCCCUUACUCUCUAUUUCACCUUGCCAGUGGCGUUUCCCCUGGUUUUGUGCCCUCCUUUUUUACUUUAAACAGAUAUUGAACAGAUUAUGGCCGCAGAUCCAUCACAAUCUUUGCUUUUGUUUUCGUUCACUCUCAAAAGGUACGAGGAAGAAAUCAACAAGCGCACCACUGCUGAGAAUGAAUUUGUACUGCUAAAAAAGGCAAGUCUUGAAACGCACGCAAAGUGAUGACACCCGUUAUAAAUCAGGGGUGAAAUACCUCAGGCCUGAGGUCUGAAUAUAGCUCUGCCCAGGCCUCUUUCUGGCUCUGGGGAAUCUUCCUACACAACCACACUCUCUCUCUCCUCAUUGGCCUGGCUUCAUAGCAUCCGGGCCGAAAUGUCCGUGAACUCUGAUAACGACUCUUGAGUGCCAGGGUGAAGGCUAGAGGCUGCAUGUGUGUGUGUGUGUGUGUGUGUGUGUGUGUGAAAGCCAGCCUUCUGUACAAAUGUAAAAUCUACCUUCCUUUCCCUGUCCACAUGGGCCUCUGGUAUCGGUCCCCUGGGGGGCUGCACAGAAAGGAAUGUGGCCUUUGCUCUGAAAAAAGUUCUGCACACCUAUUCCAAAUGGAGGUAAAUGAAGGGGUAUGUGAGUGUGGAAAUAUGUAAAUAUACAGGCAACCUACCCAUCAACUGUCCUGCUUUAAGCGGUACAUCCUGGAAUUACAGAAGCUUCUGAUCAGAUCCCAUGAUGUCCUGUUUUGGCUCACGCAAGAGUGCAGCCCUGAAAGAUGUGCAUUUGGGGGGCCACACUCUCACACAAGUCACAUGACUCGUGCAGGAGCUGCUCUCCUGAUUUUCCUCUGUGGCAUGUUGGAGGGUGUGCAACUAGUGAAUUUACAAUCAAAGCAGUGCAUGAGUUUUGUUAAAUUAAAAACAAACAAAUGAACACGUAUAUCUAGAAUGAGCUCCAUGUUCGAGUGGGCACUGGGAAAAAAUAAAGCCCUCUGGUGUGCCUCCUCUGAUGUUGAUCUCUCCUGGUGGGCUUACCUGCUAGAGAUUAUAGUGGCAGCAGUGGCAGGCAACUGUAGCAGGACUGGUGGCAGAGGCAGCACAAUAAGUCAUCUGCCAUGUAGAUUUCCCACAGUGCUCUAGAAUGAUGCCACAUUGGGGGUUUUAUGAGUAUCUGAAAUGGUGGGUGACUUCCAAAUCCACCAUCAUCUGUACUGGGCCCUGCCCCAGCAGUGGAGCCCUAGCAGCUGCUCAAGGAUAUCAGCUGCUGAUGCCACCGUAGAUAGAUAUAGAUAGAUAUAGAUAGAUAGAUAGAUAGAUAGAUAGAUAGAUAGAUGAUAGAUAGAUAGAUAGAUAGAUAGAUAGAUAGAUAAAUGAUAGAUACAAAGAUAGAUAGAUGAUAGAUAGAUGGAUGAUAGAUAGAUGAUGAUAGAUAGAUGAUAGAUAGAUAGAUAGAUAGAUAGAUAGAUAGAUAGAUAGAUGAUAAAUAGAUGAUAGAUAGAUGAUAGAUAGAUAGAUGAUAGAUAGAUGAUAGAUGAUAGAUGAUAGAUAGAUAGAUGAUAGAUAGAUAAAUGAGAUAGAUAGAUAGAUAGAUAGAUGAUAGAUAGAUAGAUAGAUAGAUAGAUAGAUAGAUAGAUAUAGAUAGAUAGAUAGAUAGAUAGAUAGAUAGAUGAUAGAUAGAUAGAUAGAUAGAUAGAUAGAUAGAUAGAUAUAGAUAGAUGAUAUCAAUCAAUAGACUUUAUUUGCGUAGCCGACAGGCCAUAGCAUCAAAGGACAAACACCGACAAAAAUACAUUACAAAUAUAGUUACCAUAAAAUCUUAUGACCUAUUAAAUCCCUAGGUAAAAGCUGGAUUAUCAUUCAUCAAUGACCCUCUGUCCCAUGGGUGGCGGCCUUUUCUCUGGUAGAUUGUUCCAGGUCGGUUAAGUAAAUAGACCAGCCAAAUUGAAAGAUUAUAAAUAUAAAUAUAACCUCGGAGGGAUGGUCAGGACAGGGAGAAAGAUAAUAAUAACCAGAUGCAGAUAAAUUAAUAAUCUCAGUACUUAAAACUUGGCAGAGGUAAUAAAAUACUAAUAAUAAAACAUAAUGAUAAUAAUGAUAAGAUCCUAGGCGAGGAAUCUGGGUGACACUCAUGUCAGUCAGAUAGCAGCUCUCAGUCUCAUUGCUCUCUCGAUAAAUUUGGCAACCUUCUCUGUUGUUGAGCUGUUCUGGUCGGCUAGGAGUGAGAACAAUUUGGCUUCACAAGAGUGGCCCGGGAUGGCAGAUAGGAGCGGCGUGAUGGUCUCGUCCCUGAGAUCUUUAUAUAGGGAACAAGACAGGAGAACGUGUGACACAGUCUCUACGUAGCCAGCUCCACAGGGGCAGAGCCGGUUCUCGAAUGAAAUGUUUUGAUAUCUACCUUCAAGAACAGCUGAGGGUAACAUAUUUAGUCUGGCCAGUGUAAAGGCCUAGAUAGAUGAUAGAUAGAUGCACAAUCUCUUCCAUUCAACAUAGGAUUUAAGUUUGGGAGAGUGGAGGGCACAAAUCUGAGAUCUAAGAUGGUAAUUUCAGGGCUUUCAGCACUUCCAAAAAAAUGAGGGCCUAUGUUUGGAAGGUGGGAUGCAACGUGUUUCCAUUUUUACCUCCCUGAUCCAACUGGAUUCACCUUUUUUUUUUUUUGGCAGAGGGAGGUGUGUUUUAAAUGUUCUUCCCCUGCAGGCCCAGGACUUUGCAUUGCAGAUUUGAAAGGACCCUAGAGUAAAGGAGGAAUGCCCCAUAGUCUGUGAUUUACUCCCUGCAGUUUCAUCAAAUGCUUAACUUGGGCUAUACCUCUACUGCUGUGUGUUCAUUUGACUGGUCCUUAACCCUUUAUGAUCUUCAAUGUAAUUUCCCCCUCCCAGGAUGUAGAUGCGGCCUACAUGAACAAGGUGGAGCUGGAGACCAGGGUGGCUUCUCUGACAGAUGAACUCAACUUCUUGAGAUCCCUGUAUGAAGUGGUGAGGAUACUUUGUGCUCUCCUAAGGACCACCUGAGAUUCCCUGCAUGAAAUAAACUGAUUGCAAACAUUCCUACCCUUAUCUGGAUUCCAUAGAGCAAUGGCUACCCAAUGAUUAAGAUUUUUGUGUGACUUACAGGAGCUAUCACAGAUGCAAGGGCAGCUAAGUGACACCAGCAUCAUCCUCUCAAUGGACAACAACCGUGACCUGGACCUGGACAGCAUCAUUGCAGAAGUCAAAGCUCAGUAUGAAGAUAUGGCCAACAGGAGCCGAGCAGAAGCAGAUGCCAUGUACCAAAGCAAGGUGUGUACAUCUGGCUUGGGCAAGUAACAUGACAAGCGAUGCAAAAUGUGGCCGUUAAAAUGCCACUCGAAUCCAUAUGAAACUUGACAAAUUCAUCAGAAGAAAUUUGGACACCUGGAGCAGAUUGAAGCUAUCCUAUUUAGGAAGGAUCUCUAUAAUAAAAAUGAAUGUGCUCCCCAAACUAUUGUUUCUCUUUCAAUCGAUCCCGAUACUGGGUGGGAUGGACUGUCUCAGGGAAUGGCAAUGAUAUAUUUCCAAAUUCAUCUGGCAGUGGAAGAGACCCAGAACAAAACAGCUAGUCUUAAUUGAUAUUAAGGACAGAGAAGGCUUCUCACUGCCAGAUAUAAGUCUGUACUAUGAGGCGGUCUGUUUCACCUGGUUGAGGGAUUGGUGUUCAUUGGGGAACCCAGACUUAUUAGAUCUUGAAGGAUUUAAUAUCAGGUACGGUUGGUGUGCAUACCUGAUCUAUGGAAAGUACAUAAGGACUUUACCAAUCAUAUUAUCAUAAAAUCCUUAUUUAAAGUCUGGGAGAAAUAAAGAGACCUUCUAGAACAGAAGAUGCCAUGGUGGAUCUCACCAAUUGAGGCAGUGGCUGUAAGGAGGAAAAACUCAAGUGGAAAGUGGCCCGCCUACUAAACAUUACUUAAAGAAACUUGACAAAUUCAAAUAGGAGAGUUAAUGAGAAUUUCCCACCUAAAAAUAAUUCCCGCAGUUAGAGCACUGUAAAGGUAAAGGGACCCCUGACCGUUAGGUCCAGUUGCAAACAACUCUGGGGUUGCGGCGGUCAUCUCGCUAUACUGGCCGAGGGAGCCGGCGUACAGCUUCCAGGUCAUGUGGCCAGCAUGACUAAGCUGCUUCUGGCGAACCAGAGCAGUGCACGUAAAUGUCUUUUACCUUCCCGCCGGAGUGGUACCUAUUUAUCUACUUGCACUUGACGUGCUUUCGAACUGCUAGGUUGGCAGGAGCAGGGACCGAGCAACGGGAGCUCACCCCAUCAUGGGGAUUCGAACCGCCGACCUUCUGAUUGGCAAGCCCUAGGCUCAUGCUUUCUUGUUGCAAAGAAGAGCUCAAAACAAUAAAAAUCUAUUGACUUGCUUCUAAAAAAAAUAUCUAGCCCACUCUUGUCUACUCUGGCUGGCUGCUAUGGCUCCUCAAGUUCUUGGGCAGAGAGAGGGAGAGGGCUUUCUCAUCACAUGUCCCUUGAUCCUAUUGACUGGAGGUGCCCAGGGACCUCCUGUAUGUAAACACAUGCUUUGCCACUGAGCUAAGAUCCUUCUUGUCUGGGAAUUUCUGCAUUCAAAAGCCAAAGUUGAGAAUCUGAGCGACACUCAAGAUUCGGAAGGUUUUUUGUUUUAUUGCUUCUUGCUUUUGCAAUUGUAUGCUGAAAUAUGCCAUUGAACUAAUGGAUGGAAUUCAACUUAGUGCUAGAUGGGGUAUUCACUUGUGGAUCAAGGUCUGCUUGUGCAAUGAGACAAACCCACUCUACUUCACCUGCAUGCCCCCUAAACCUGUUUUGGGGGCAUAGUGCUUCCCUCCAACUCCUCUUUCACCUUCAGCCACUGGUAGCUACAGGCAGUUGCAACUGGUGAUGGAUUUGGCCUAAGACUGGCUGCUGCUGCUGUUACACUUUAUGAUGUCAAUUAAAAUCAGUUUCAGGAACUUCAGCUCACAGCGAGGAAACAUGACGAUGCCUUGAAAAAUUCCAAGAUGGAGAUUUCUGAGUUGAAUCGACUCAUCCACAGACUAAGAUCAGAAACGGAAAGUGUGAAGAAACAAGUAAGAUGCACAUUGCUUUAGCAGAUAUGCAUAGCAAAGGUUGUUUGUUUGCAUCCAGUGAUUGCUCUGCCGCAGAGGUUCUCCAUAAGUUGUUGGAAUUCAGUUCCUAUCAGCCUCAGCUAGCAAAAUCAGAGGUCAUGGAUGAUGCGAGUUGUAGUCCAAUAACGUUUGGAGAGCCACAUGGUUCUCAUCCAUGGUCUAAUAAUGUUACAGUGAAUAGUGCACAUUGCAGUGGUUUGGGAAAAGACUUUUAAUGGAGUGAAUGUAUUGUUAGCUAAUUAAGAAUUUAAUAGCAGUAAUGCUUUCUGGAAAACAAGUCAAUCCAGCACUAAUUAGCUCCAGCAGUUUUACUAUGGUUUUGCAAUAUUUGGGGUGAGUUUAUAUACACUCAGGGUGGGGAAACUGUGGCUUUCCAGAUUCUGUUGGACUCCAACUCCCAUCAGCUCCAGACAGCCUGGCCGAUGGUCAAUGAUGAUGGGAGUUGUAGUUCAUCAAGAUUUGAAGUGCCACAGGUUCCCCACCUGUGAUAUUCACCCUGCUUUCAGGAUGUUUUAGCAUCACCUUGUGAAGAAAUGAUCUUGAGUUAAGCCCAAGGCUGGCAAUAAUAUUUAUGUUUGAUUCUACAAAUAUGCCUUGAAUCCAUUUCAACUAAAUAAUUCAGUUCCUGGUUUAUAAAUAUUUUUGCUGAUUUCACAACACAGUAUGAUUCUCUCAUUUACCUGUUUGGCAUUCCAUAAAUACAGGUGUGUGACGAAUCCUUUAAAUUAUGACUGCUACAAACUUCAAAAUGUAAAUACGGAUUUUUGAGUUGUGAACAUUUUUUUUUUUAGUUUUCUUUCAAAAAGAUGUAUUCUGGUCUGAUAAUCUGUAACAUGCUAUGCCUCAAGAAGUGCAGGAAAUAAUUUUACCUUCGAAAAAAUUGGGGGCUAAAUCAGGAAUAGGCAAAUCAUUCCUGUUAGUCAUUCUGGCUGGGGCUGUUGGGAUCUGGAGUCCAACAUCAUCUAGAACAAGGAUAGGCAACCUAAGGCCCAUGGGCCGGAUGCGGCCCAAUCGCCUUCUGAAUCCAGCCCGCGGACAGUCCAGGAAUCAGCAUGUUUUUACAUGAGUAGAAUGUGUCCUUUUAUUUAAAAUGCAUCUCUGGGUUAUUUGUGGGGCAUAGGAAUUUGUGUGUGUCCCCCCCAAUAUAGUCUGGCCCACCACAUGGUCUGAGGCAUAGCUGUCAACUGUCCCUUAUUUGGCAGGAAACUCCCUUAUCCCAGUGCCGUGUCCCGCUGCUGUCCCUUAUUGAUGAUGUCCCUUAAAUUUCCCGGGUUUCAAAGGAAGCAGCUCCUCUCCCUCCCUCCCUGCUGGCCAGGGAGGAGGGAGGCUCCAACUGGGUUGCUUGGCUGUGUUGCUCACCCAAUAAGGAGUCUAAGAACGACUGGGGGGUGGAGCUUGCAUGCCUUGUGCUGAUCAAAUCGGCCUCGUUGCCUGGGGAUUCGCCUUUGCUCAGAGCUUCCCAGCAGAGAGGUGACAGUGGUUUUCCUUGCUGCAUCCCCUUUGCUGGGUUGCUGAGCUGUGAGAACCACCGCUUGAGACUUUGUUUGGCUGAUGGCUGGGCUUUCUGCUUUUGGCUCAGAGGGGCUCAGAAGCUGAACAUACCUGUGCCCGGAAAAUCCCUUAUUUUGGCUGCUGAUCCCUUAUUUUCGAGGCUGCUGAUCCCUUAUUUUCAAAUCUGUAAGUUGACAGCUAUGUUCUGAGGGACGGUGGACCGGCUCACAGCUGAAAAAGGUUGCUGACCCCUGAUUUAGAAGGCACCAAAUUUCAUGCACUACAAUGAUUCCUAAGAUGUUUUUGACUUACUGCAUAGCUACAUCUGAUAGUUAAGGGCAAAAAAUGGACUCCAGUAAUCCAAAUGAAUGAAGCGUUCAUUUAGAGGCAGAAAGAAGCAUUUGAAACAUUCAAAGCACUGUCACUUGUGGUGUAAAUUCUUAAAGCCCCAAUUCUUAAAUUUAUGGGUAGACCUUUUGUCAAGACGUUUGCUAACUUGUACUUGACAAUGAAAUGGAGAUUGUGACUGUGUAAGAACUUUUGCCUUUGGCUGUUUUAUUUCAAUUUGUUAGAAAGCUGUGCGCUAUGUUCUUAAGAGGGAUGCGGGUGGUGCUGUGGGUUAAACCACAGAGCCUAGGACUUGCUGAUCAGAAGGUUGGCGGUUUGAAUCCCAGUAACGGGGUGAGCUCCCGUUGCUUGGUCCCUGCUCCUGCCAACCUAGCAGUUCGAAAGCACAUCAAAGUGCAAAUAGAUAAAUAGGUACCACUCCGGCAGGAAGGCAAGCGGCGUUUCCGUGCGCUGCUCUAGUUUGCCAGAAGUGGCUUAGUCAUGCUGGCCACAUGACCCGGAAGCUCUCCGCCAGCUCCCUCAGCCAAUAAAGUGAGAUGAGCACCGCAACCCCAGAGUCGGUCACGAUUGGACCUAAUGGUCAGGGGUCCCUUUACCUUUAUGUUCUUAAGUUAGUGUUCUUAUGGUAAUUCUUGUAUCAGUUUGAGACUGUACUGGGCAUAUGGAAAAUUUCUGAAAAUAAGAAAUAAUAAUUAAAAUGGCUAAUGCUUGCCCUGAAAAAAAGCUCCCCAAAAGAAGCUCUGGUUAUAUGGGCUGAUUUCUAUGUGAGCUGAUUUCUGUUCUUUGCGUUUUCUCCAUAGUGUGUCCAUCUUCAGUCAUCUAUUGCUGAAGCUGAAGAACGUGGAGAGAUAGCCCUCAAAGAUGCAAGGGAAAAGCUGUUGGAACUGGAGAAUGCCAUGCAGAAGGCUAAGGAGGAGCUGGCCCGCCUUUUGCGUGAUUAUCAGGAACUUUUGAAUAUUAAGCUAGCCUUGGAUAUUGAGAUUGCCACCUACAGGACCCUCCUGGAAGGAGAAGAAUGGAGGUGGGUGUGAUGAAAACCAAUGGCAUGGCUGACAGGCUGUCCACACUAGGACUAGUUGCGUGGCGAGUUCUUGCCUCCCCCCUCAGAAAUAACGACCGAGACACAAGAAUUCGGGUUAAUGGGUCAAAUUAGGUCACAACUUUAUUGAUUACAGGAAUUGAGCGGUAUUGGCUUAGGCAUUGGUCCUAACAACUAUCCGGCUUCAGCCCGCUUGCUAGAAGACCGGUAAGGGUUACCCACCAGUAGGGGGAGUCCUGCAGAGGCAUGUCAACUCGGAGCUCCCCCCGGAGUUACCGCUUGGGGGCGUGCCGUGGGCCCACACCUCCAUAGGCUUAGGACAAGGCCACGCCCCCCGGAAUCCUUUACUGGACUACCAUUUUGUUUUGGGGGAAGGUGAUGGCGCUUCCUUCCCUCUUCAUCUGCAUAACAAUAGAACAAUACCCUUACCAAUGCCUAACCGCCAAUACAGGGGAGUUGUGACGGAUUGCUACGAGGUAGGCGAAAACCAAGUGGCUGGUGCCAAUCUGCCAAUUGGAAAAAUUCCUACCAGGCCCCUUGACGGUGACCAACCAAAGUCCAUAGCAACGUCAGAGAGCCUAGCCUAACGGGUGGGAGGGAAGGGGAAAACCUGGCUAGCUGCAGUGCAGAAAAAGGAAGAGCCUCGGCCGCGCCAGACCUAACUGUAGCGUGGCCACGCCCCCCGGGCCAGCCAAUUGGCUGGCCCGGGGAUGACGCGUCCGAGGAUUCCCUGAUAUCGCGGGGGCGGAAGGCAGCCCCCGUGAGUGUGGGGAGGGGUGUGAAGCCCGCAACCCCACCUCCUCCCUAGCUCGGAAGUGGCUUUGUUUCCAUACUCACCAUUUUCUCUGGCAUUGAUGCGUUUUACUCCUCAAUUUAUUCUUGAGAAUCCAGGAACUGAUCUCAAAAGGUUCUGCUCUCAUUUACCCUGUUGCCCUGUCUACUUCAAAUGUUGAUUUGUUCUGUUGUUGUAUAAAUCCCAUCACAAUCUUCUGAGAUCAGAACAAAAACUGGACUCAGCUAUACAGCUGCAAAUAAAACCUUUUAAGUGCAAUAUACAAGGUGACACUGGAUGGCGAUGGUGAGCCUUAUGGAAAAUUCAAUGUAUUUUUUAAAAGGCUUUAAAAAAGCAUUUUCAGAACAUUUUUAAUAUGUGUUUAGAUUCCACCACCAUUGUCUCACGUAACGACAAGCAAUCUUAUAUUGUUAAUGCUGCCUCUACAUCCCCCAUCUUCAUCCUCCUGUACAGUCAGUGUUGGAGCAAUAAUAAUAAUAAUAGCAAUAAUAAUAAAUAAGCCUGGGUGAUACUAACAAGCGUCUAGCUAGUUUGAUGAAGCUCAGUGCUAUAGGGACAGGGGAAGCCAGUUUUGCCAGCAAAUCCUGAAGAGGGCACAUGAUCAGUUUCAUUCAGUGCUGCUUGAAAAAAUAAUGGAAAAUGUUGCUUUCCCCUUUAUAUAAAGACUAGAUAAUGCAAUCACCCAGUGAACAGUGGCAGUACUAGUAUAGCACUAAUGCUUGUUUGUUGGUUUGUUUGUUUUAAAAAAGUUGCCUUGCAGUAUUCACUGUAUGUGAAUACAAUCUACACAAUGUAAGUAGAUUAUCAAGCAAUUUGCUUUGCUAACAAUCAUGCUAGCAAGUAAAAAUGAAUUCAGUCUAGCAAUGCUCAUAUUCAGAAUGGGAAUCCUGUGGUCCUCCAUGUGUUGAUGGUCUACAGUUCUCAUCAUCCGUGAUUGUAGGUCAUGCUGGCUGGGAGUUUGAUUCUGACAAUGUCUGGAGGGCCAUGGGAUCCUCAUCCCUGUACAGAGGUGAUGCUUUGCCACAUUUAUGAGCCAUGAGCAAUAACGGAUAACAACAGCAAGGCUGCAAUCCUAUACUGUACUUACAUUCUCAAUGGCAGGGAUGUACUCGAAUGUUGCAGAAAUCGAGUUUUCAUUCACACUUUAGCCAAAUUUCAUUGACAAAGAGCAUCAGCAACUGCUGCCGAAUCGAUACUGCACUCUGAGCCAUUUUCGCUAUUUAUCAGAACCUAUUCCUGCAAUUGUUCAAAAGCACAUCAAAGUGCAAGUAGAUAAAUAGGUACCGCUCCAGCGGGAAGGUAAACGGCGUUUCCAUGCGCUGCUCUGGUUCACCAGAAGUGGCUUAGUCAUGCUGGCCACAUGACCCGGAACCUGUACGCCGGCUCCCUCGGCCAAUAAAAUGAGACGAGCGCCGCAACCCCAGAGUCGGUCACGACUGGACAUUAUGAUCAGGGGUCCCUUUACCUUUAUUCCUGCAAUUGCUGCAGAAAGAAUGAGUUUGACUGCAUUUUAGCAAAUGCAGUUACUCAAAUUGCACCACCAAUUUCUGUGUCAACUCUGUUUUCCCCAUUGAAGCGCAUUUAUAAAAUUUAUCUUAAACAACAACAAACAGCAACUGGCAGAUUUAAACUUUUCAAGCUGAGAGAGACAACCAGUCUUUCAUGGAGAAGAAAGCAAGUUGCAGGCAGGUGUAAUUACUGAGAGAAGUGCAAGGUGGGAUUUUUGUUUUGUUUUGCUGGGAACAAAGACACCACAAGCCUGGGGGGCACAAUAGCGUCCCUGCAGGCCAGAAUAAUUAACAUGCUGUUAAUGUUAGCUGUGCCAUCAGUUGCAACUGACAUUUCAAGAAACAAAGAGACAAUUGAAGUCAAUUUUGCAAUGGACAAUUUCAGGUUGAUUUACAAGGCAUUUUGUUAGCUGAAUGAUUUUAUGAGACACUUUUGGGCAAGGUAAUUUCAGCAGCCAACAAACACCCAAAUACCAGUGAGUAUCCCUGCUCAACAGUAAGAUCCACUGAACCCUGUAUACUCUUACUUGGGAGUAAGUCCUACUGAAUUCAGUGGGGCUUAGCUUGGAGUAGACCUGAAAGUGUGCAUGAUGCAAUAGUAUCUGCAGACAAGCUUGAGAAGAAGGAGGAUGUGGAAUACGGAAUUGCUCACUUUUUUCUUUUUUCUUUUUCUUUCCCCAAACAGGAUGUCUGGAGAAUAUGGCAGUGCUGUAAACAUAUGUAAGUAGCCAAAGAUUUUGUGCUGGCAUUCUGGGUUUGCAACGACAGCAUGUUUCUGAAGCACCUGGGCCAGAUUCAAGUACCCCAUUCCACUGGAAGCCAGAGCAAGGACUGUCGCUGGUGCAGUGAAGCUUUCCCUCUCUCCUCUCUCUGCGCCUCACCAAAUCCACUCUCCAGAUGCAGGAGACGCCCAGUACAGCAUGUGGGGGCAGGAGAAAGGAUAUUCCCUUAUACAGUGGUACCUCGGGUUACAUACACUUCAGCUUACAGACUCCGCUAACCCAGAAAUAUUGCUUCAGGUUAAGAACUUUGCUUCAAAAUGAGAACAGAAAUCCUGCUCCAGCGGCGCAGCAGCAGCAGCAGGAGGCCCCAUUAGCUAAAGUGGUGCUUCAGGUUAAGUACGGACCUCUGGAACGAAUUACAGUAUUUUUUGUCCUAUAGGGCGCAUUGGCCCAUAGGACGCACCUAGUUUUUUGGGGGGGUGGGGAAAUUUUUUUAAAAAAAUUAUUUCCCCCCCACCAGGCGCGGUGCUGGGGCUGGGGAAGCCUGAGCUUCCCCCGACCCCAGCCCCCAGAACAGGCUGCCGCCCGCAAGCCUUGCGAGCCUGGCGGGACCUCCCGCUGGGCACGCAAGGCUUGCGGACAACUGCCCGAAACAGGGGGCGUGCUCCGCAGUGCGCCCUGUGCUUCGGGCUGCCUCCUGCUGCCCGCAAGCCUUGGGAGCCCAGCGGAUAGCUUCCUGAAGCCUGGAGAACGAGAGGGGUCGAUGCACACCGACGCCUCUCGCUCUCCAGGCUUCAGCGAAAGCCUGCAUUCGCCCCAUAGGACACACACACAUUUCCCCUUCAUUUUUUGGAGGGGAAAAAGUGCGUCCUAUAGGGCAAAAAAUACGGUAAGUACUGUAUUUCUUGCUCUAUAGGAUGCACCGGACCAUAGGACGCACCGGACCAUAGGAGGGGGAGAACAGGAAAAAAAUAAUUCUCCCCCUCUCUGUUCAGCACCCCUUCAGCGAAGUGGCAGGAGAAAUGGAGCCCCUUCCAUUUCUCCCCCCGCUUCGCUGAAGGGGCGCUGUGCAGAUCUCCCUCUCCGCUGAAGCCAGGAGAGUCUUGCUCUCCCGGCUUCAGCAAAAGGAACCUGAAGCCUUCGGAGCGCAGCGCGAGGUCCCACUGUGCUCCAAAGGCUUCAGGCGGCUAUCCCUGAAGCCUGGAGAGCGAGAGGGGUCGGUGCGCACCGACCCCUCUCGCUCUCCAGGCUUCAGCGAAAGCAAUGCGAAGCCUCCGGAGCGUGGAGUGAGUGCUCCCUCUGCGCUUUGGAGGCUUCGCGUUGCUAUCGCUGAAGCCAAGGAGCCUGCAUUCGCUCCAUAGGACACACACACACACACACACACACACACACAGACUUCCCCUCAAUUUUUGGAGGGGGAAAAGUGCGUCCUAUAGAGCAAAAAAUACGGUACUUAACCCGAGGUACCACUGUACUGCAUCAGACCAUUGGUCCAUUAGCUCAGCACUUUCUACUCUGACUGGCAGUAGCUCUCUGGGGUUUCAGGCAGAAAUCCUUUUACCUGCUCUACCUGGGGAUACCUGAGGUUGCAGUUGGGACCUUCUGCUUGCAAAGUAGUUGCUGUACCACUGAGCUACGAACCUUCCCUAAGUUAUAGCCCCUAAUGAAUAAGGAUUCAGAUUGUUUGCACAUUAAAUGUUCCGAAUAUUCCCAAAGCUUUUAAGUGUGAAUAUCAUAUACCAACAGGGAACUCAUUCUCCUAAAGUGGACCCUUAAUUUGCUGAAGUGCUUUUUAAAAAAAGCAGGAGGACAAGACCGAAAACAACUCAAUAGGGACUGAACAUCCUCAGAUGGUGUAGAAUAGUGACUGUUAGGAGAAAAAUGGAAAAAAAACUGGAUGACGGGAGGUGGGUGAGAUGGAAUUUCUUAGAAAAGGACCCGGCUGGCUGGCUGGCUAGCUAGCUGCUGGAUUUCAGAAAAAAAGGAACUCCUCUCUACAAUGUUUUGAUGCAUGGGAAAUUUGUAUUAUGCCAAAUUGUAUCAUAUCCUGUACAGGCUUAACUGAAUGAGUGUCUCACUUGGGAAUCUCUCUAAAAUUAGUGUGCCGCAAUUAAAAUGAUCUUCUUCUUCUUCUUCUUCUUCUUCUUCUUCUUCUUCUUCUUCUUCUUUUCCUUCUUCUUCUUCUUCAUCUUCUUCUUCUUCUUCCUGAAGCUGUAGUUAGCAACAGCGGCAUGGCAGGAGGAAGUGGACUGAGCCGCAGAGAAGGACUCAGCAUCAGAAGCGGUUCAAGUUCUGGAAGUGGCAGGGGCGUCGUGGGAUAUGGCUCUGGAGGUGGCGGAAGUUGCUCCGGCCUGAAAAUCAUAUCAACAACCUCUACGAGCAAAAGGACAACCAUCAGAUGA